UGGCGUGUAGUAAUUUGUGAUCAUUCUGUUUAAAGUAUAGGCACUUUAUUUUAUAUAUAAUAAUAUACUUAUAUACCUAAUACGACUUACUCAACACACUGCAAUCGCCACCACGUUUAAAGGAUCGCGAAUUGUUCAAAGCUCUCUCCCGCCGACGCACAGCAUAAGACAAAGCGAAUUUUUUUAGUUAUCUUGGGAGAAAGAUCACUUAUUACAAAAAUUAUAGAAGAUAUUAUUUUUCAAUUUUGACAUAUUAUAGCCAUAAUAUGGCAAUAGUCACACGAAACACAAUGAACAACUACACUCUUUUGGUUGAAUUGUACAAAAAAGAAAAACAAUUUCAGAAAGUUUACACCACGUUUCGACCCAACUUAAAAGCAUCACCUGUAACGGGAAAAUUUUAUGCUCGUCACGAAGCAAAUGUUAAUCAAGGUGAACCAAAUGAUCACUACAUAGAACUUUUGGCACAAGCUAAAUCUCUAGGGCCAAAGAACAAAUUUCCUUCUCCAAAAACUGAAAAUCAAAGGUAUGGCUGGCACGAUAAGUCUUUCAUUCCACGAAAUGAAGAUAUUUUGAUGUUUCCACACGUGGAAGCCCCAGAAAUAAAAUUAGACAUCAUACUAAAGCAGAAUUAUAAAAAUGAAGUACCAUUUAGUGGAAUACCUUUUAAAUUAUAA
Molecule: messenger RNA, 677 nt
Organism: Metopolophium dirhodum (rose-grain aphid)
Lineage: Eukaryota; Metazoa; Arthropoda; Insecta; Hemiptera; Aphididae
Product: cilia- and flagella-associated protein 144-like
Exons: 5
Coding region: 267-677 (136 amino acids)
Cellular component (GO): ciliary base
Source: RefSeq, a predicted model, not a curated record